CAUGGCUUCGUUAUUUCCAACAGUAUUAUUACCUCUGGGAUUGUCUAUUAAUAACACGUGAGAAUGCAUUAUGCGGUCAAACCUACAUAUGCAUUCCUCUAAACAUGUCUCUCGUGUGUCAUCUUAGUGAUAACAUAUGCAUUAAUUCGAAGGAGUUUAUUUAAUAGUUAAACGGAAGUUAAAUGGGCCUGUAGACCAAGGAUUAUCCCAUUUGAAUAAAAAAAAAACUUUUGAUUUACUACUAGGAUAUCACAAUUCAUGUGUGUAAAGAAUUAAAACAGUUAAAUAUCAACUUUAUAAUCAAUUCAUAUGGAUAGAUUUAAACAUGGAAACUGCAAUCGAAGUUUCAUCCGUUGAAUAAUAACAGUAAUAAUCAACGUACUUCUAACCGAAACACGCUAUAACAAUAAACACCAUGGACCAUGUACAUUUGUGUAUAUUUCUCACAUUAAUUAUUGGAUAUCUACGCGAUACAAUUACGCUUGGUUGCAAUUCCCGGCUGUUGGCAGACCGUGCUAUGGUUCCAGAUACUUCAUUUCAGCAUUCUAGUGCUGCAACAAUACAGCAUGGAGCAUCAGCUGCUCGUGAAGACCCAAACGAUCUCAGCCUUCAAGAACGCGCUUGGUGCCCAGAUGCUAAAGUUGGAACAGAACUUCGUGAAUUCAUGGAAAUUGAUCUAGGUCGCCAGAGUAUUAUCAAACUGAUUAUAACUAAAGGUCGUGUAGCUCAAAGCAAAGGCAGACAGACAACACCUUAUUUCUAUGUAAAAUAUCGUCGUGAAUUGACUAGUACAUGGUUUGAUUAUGAAAAAGAAAAUGGAACUAAGCGCUUAGCUGGGAAUCAAGACGCUAUGACAGAAAAUUUCAAUACAAUGGAUCCGCCAUUUGUAGCACGUUAUGUGCGUAUUUAUCCAUUCAGCUUGGAGCCAACAAAAACGUGUUUAAAGUUAGAGUUAUUAGGCUGUGAAGCGAGUGGAAUCGUAGAGUACAAAGCGCCUGAAGGAGCACUAUUGCCAGAAACUAUUUCUCCAAGUCAUCAGAUAUACAGAAACAAUCCUUCUAAUGAACGUACUCGCCUGUUGGAUACAACAUAUGAUUUGAAAUCACAUAAAUUUCGCAUUUUUGAUAGUAUUCAUAAGGAUUUUAGUGAUGAGAAAACAUUUCAAACAAUCAUAGAAGGUGGAUUAGGCAAGUUAACAGAUAAUGAUACGGAGUUCAAAGCAAUCACAAGUCCCUUCUCAAGUCACAAAUUUGUUGGAUGGCGAAGAAAGUUGACAGAAAAACCAUUGAGCACUAAUACUCCAUCAACCGAAUCACUUGCAGAUUCAGUGACCUCAAAUUAUAAUACAGAAAUGGAAUCAGAUUUUGUUCGUAUCAUUUUUCGAUUUGAUAUGAUUUAUAACUUCUCUUCAAUAUGGUUAUAUGUUUCCAAUGACUUUUUAGUUGGUGUAACUGUACCACGAAAUAUUACAGUUGGAUUUAGUUUUCAAGAUCCAUCACUUUAUUAUUAUUCUUAUGGAAAUCGUAAUCAAAAGAGAAGCAGUCAGCAAAAGGAACAUUAUCAGAAUCCGUGGUCAUCAUCUUUAGUUUAUCAAAUAACUCCGGAUAAACAGAAUACUGACUCACGUUGGAUUACCCUGCCAAUACAUGAGAUACUUGAAACAAACUAUGCAGUACAAUCUGUUACAAAACACAUGCCAAGUAGUGUACGGCAACUGUCAAGUGAUAAAAAUGAGUCAAAAGAAAUAAAUGUAUUUGGAUUAGGAGAGUUUGUCGAGUUGAGAAUAUUUUUUAAUAGUCAGUGGUUAGCUGUGGGAGAAAUUCUGUUUGAAAAUUCUCAAAUGCCCAAUCUGAAAUUCAAACCUGAAGAUACAAAUCCACAUGAAGGUAUUCGUUCAGAACCUGGUGGUACAACAACAGGUCUUCCAUACUUGUUAAAUGAACAUUCAUCCACUUUGAAUUUUCCCCUAGGACAAACAACAACUUAUGUGCUUGCAAUAAUCUGUAGCCUCCUAGUAAUACUUAUCUGUUGUGGAUUAUUUUGUUUAUUCUGUGUUUGGGGAAGAGAGCGUCUACGAGUACCAUUUCGUCAUAAAUUUAACAGGAAAAACAAGAGAUUUAGUGAUUCUACUCAGUUUGAUUCUAAUCCAAGUGUAAAUAAAUCAAGUGCUCAGAAUACUUCUUUGCUUGCAGAUCAGUCCAAAAAUAGCAAUACUUUAAAUAAUAUAGUUGUAACUACAACUACUACUAGUAAUGUAUCUGGUGAUAUGCAAUACCAGUUCCAACAUCCACAAAGGUGUCAAGAUGUUAACAUGGGACUACCUAGUACAACAGCAUAUCUAGGUGGAUUUCAACUUCUGACUUCCAAUGGAGUAUCUCCGAUAAGUAUUAACUUGACAACGAAUACUAUUCAUCAGCCAUUUCAACAAGUCGGAAUGGAAAACAAUUAUUCAACUCAUCCAAGUUUACAAAAUGGUAUUUUCAGUCCAUCGCCUAAUGAAGUUAAUGCUAAUUUACUGCCAACAAGUAUUCCCGGUAUGAAUAAGUAUGAUCCAAAUAAUUCAAUAUCUUUUGUACCUAUCGUGACGCCUAGUUUCAUUCCUGGUGGCUCUGUAUCAUCGAAUCUUCAAGGAACCUAUCUUUCAACAGAAGAGAAUAUUUUAAAAAAUAUCAAUUAUGGAAAAACAUGUCAUGAAAAUUCAAUCUAUACUAGUUUACCUGGAUCAGACUGUGAUUCUCAACCGUAUGCAAAAGUUGACACAAUUAAUGGAUCAGUUAUACGACAAUACAACUCCAACAAUUCAAGUAUUGAUCCAUCCAAAAUGAACAUUUCUUUUAAUCAUUGUAAUGGAUUAAGUCGACUAUAUAAUCCACUUCAUUUACCUCCACCUCCAAGUCUUCCAUUACCUCCAACUCCUGAACACUUUACUUCAGGCGUUCAAACAAUGAAUUUAAGGCAUAAAAAUGAAUUUAACCAUGAUUUCAACUCUACAAGAAAAAGUGUUAACAGUGCAUUUUAUCAGUACAAUUCAGAACUGAAUAAGUCUAAUCCAAAUGAUGAUAUUCCUGCAUGGUUAGACUCAAAGAGUCAACUGAUCACAACAGCCAAUCCUUUGUUUGAUACCAGUUUAAUGUUAGAUCAAAUGAAUAUGAAUAAUAUCAAUAGUAUUCAAACGUGUUCAGGUAUUCAAAACUCUGAUUAUUCUAAUUCAACAACUAAUGAAUCUAACACUUACAGUGCUUAUUAUGGCACACCCAACAUGCUUCCUAUUUCAGUUCCCACAGUUCAGAUGAUUUCAAUCAAACGCUAAAAAGAAACGUUGAGCACAAAUCAAUUAUUUCAGCAGAAGCAUAAUUUUAUAUCUUAUUUCAAAAGAAACAGAAGAUGCUUUGAUAAACUUAACUGAACCUUUAUGUUCAUUUAAUUAAACUGUCGUCUGCAGUGGAAGUUUAUCGGAAUAAUGAAAUUCAACCCGUUGUUUGUUUUGCAAAUUCAUGGUUGUUUCAUUUCGUUAACCUUUAUUAGUUUUGUUUUCCACUUACUACUGAUUUUACUCAGUAGUACUUUGCGAAGACAUUUUACCUCUAGUUCUUUCCUUUAUAUAUAGGCCCCAAAUGUAUUCAUAAUUCCAAAUCAGAAAUAAACCUUCAUAAUCAUUGUGUAACUACACUGUAUUUUUUACGUGGCAUAUUUAUUUCCUUCUUAAAUUUCUAUCAGUAUCAUUAAAAUCAAUAUUGGCUGUGAACGUUUCCAGUCUGUUUACCUAUUGUACUUAUAAACCCUUGAUCACAGUGCACCGAAUUCUUUCCUUGUUUUCGAUGUAAUUAUUUUAAUUUUCAAAAAAAAACUUUGGAUAUUGUUGUUAGAUAGUCUUCAUGUCUGUACAAUUGUUUUUUGUCAAAAAUGUAUCAAAAUGUAAUGAGGUAAUCCACAUUUUUACUUUAAAUCAGCAACUUUCAUACUUCAUACCUUUAUCUGCCGAUGUAUUCCAUUACACACGCAUACAGAUACACAAACACACACACACGUCUUUACAGACACUUACAUUUUCCAAAAAUAAUUACUAAUGAAGAAGACAAACAUCACCUCAUGUACAGUUAAAUGGUAUUAAUGAAACACAGUUGAAUUCACUUAUAUAUGUGUUUCAAAAUAUAAUACUAUUAUUAAUGUAGGAGAUUUAUGUAAACUUAUGUUUUGUUUAUAGAUUUUUGUGGCUGACAAUUUUUUCCUGAUGUUUCCUUGUCCAUGAGUUUUUGUUUGUUUGUUUGUUUAGAAAUUAUCUUUUCGUUGCGUUUUACAAUUUGUUUUUUUUCUGGAAUAAACAAUGAUAUUAAAA
Molecule: messenger RNA, 4336 nt
Organism: Trichobilharzia szidati
Lineage: Eukaryota; Metazoa; Platyhelminthes; Trematoda; Strigeidida; Schistosomatidae
Source: the annotation of a GenBank genome assembly